Colletotrichum abscissum is the source of this 1116-nucleotide messenger RNA. RefSeq lists its product as uncharacterized. Gene Ontology annotation, molecular function: oxidoreductase activity, acting on paired donors, with incorporation or reduction of molecular oxygen. Bases 1 to 1116 code for a protein of 371 amino acids. The record is from RefSeq and is a predicted model, not a curated record. Lineage: Eukaryota; Fungi; Ascomycota; Sordariomycetes; Glomerellales; Glomerellaceae. The transcript has a single exon.
AUGCCGACCGAGUUCAUCAGCGUAACUUUCCCCAACGCCUCAACGGAGAUCAACCCGAUCCCUGGUGCUGGCGUUGAUCCCGAGUUCCUAGUCCGCUACGCUAAGAACUUGGACGACUACGGCUUCAACUACACACUCGUUCCUUACGGCUCAAACUCAUUUGAUCCCUUCACAAUUGGUGCGACCAUCGCAGCGGUCACCAAGAACGUCAGCGUCAUCAUCGCCUUGCGGCCAAACACCCUCUACCCCACCGUUGCCGCGAAGGCCCUGGCAACACUCGACCAACUCAGCAAGGGCCGUGUCGUCGUGCACUUCAUUGCCGGUGGAAGCGAUGCAGAGCAAGCCAAGGAGGGUGAUUUCCUUUCCAAGGACGAGCGGUAUGGCCGCCUUGAGGACUACAUCAAGAUUCUCCGCCGAGCGUGGGAAUCACCGGAGCCCUUCAGCUGGGAGAGCAAGUACUACACCUUCAAAGACUUUCACAGCAGCGUCCGCCCGACAAAGGGCACAAUUCCUGUUUCCGUUGGCGGUUCAUCCCCUGAGGCCUAUCGUAUUGGUGGUUCCCUCGCCGACAUUUUCGGACUGUGGGGUGAGCCGUUGAAGGAGACAAAGGAACAGAUUGACCGCAUCUACGCCGAGGCCGAGAAGGCCGGCCGCAAGGACCGGCCCCGCAUCUGGGUUACCUUCCGUCCCAUCGUCGCCGAGACGGAGGAGCUUGCAUGGGCCAAGGCACACCGCACGCUCGAUGCGCUCAAGGGAAACGUUUCUGCCGGACAGGGCAAGCCUGGUCAGAACGGACCCGAGCCUCAGAAUGUCGGCUCGCAGCGUCUGCUUGACAUCGCUAAGAAGGGCGAGGUUCAGGACCGGGCGUUGUGGUACCCCACCGUCACUGCGACUAACGCUCGCGGAGCCUCUACGGCACUGGUAGGAUCUCCCAAGACCAUCAACGACUCCAUUUUGGACUAUGUCGAUCUUGGCGCUGAGUUGAUUUCUAUCCGUGGAUAUGACAACCUCAACGAUGCUAUUGACUAUGGUCGCUAUAUUCUGCCUGCGGUCCGCGAGGAGUUGAAGAAGCGUGAGAACGGCACCAAUGGCACGAAUGGCACGAAUGGGGCUUAG